Molecule: messenger RNA, 1259 nt
Organism: Caenorhabditis elegans
Lineage: Eukaryota; Metazoa; Nematoda; Chromadorea; Rhabditida; Rhabditidae
Gene: pat-6
Product: Paralyzed arrest at two-fold protein 6
Exons: 7
Coding region: 9-1136 (375 amino acids)
Biological process (GO): cell adhesion; actin cytoskeleton organization
Cellular component (GO): M band; cytoskeleton; axon
Molecular function (GO): actin binding
Source: RefSeq, marked reviewed
CAAUAACCAUGUCAACACUUGGUCGUAGUAAGACCCCAUCUCGUGACGAACCAAAAAAGCCUGGAGUCUUUGAGAAACUCUCUGGUACCCUUUCUCGAAAGAAGAAGGCGCCGGAAGAUGAGCAUGGAAACCAAGGGGGUGCACAUCAUGCUACUGAUGAAGAUGAAGUUUUGGAGCUUGAACUUGAAGGUCGUGAGGCUCUCGAUCAGUCAUUGGUCCCAGUUCUUGCAAGAAACAUCUGGUUGGAAGAAGGAGAAAUUCGUCGUUAUCUGACUAAGGAAACAGCCCGCGAUCAGAAGUUGGCACAAGUUGUCGAUUUGCUGAUCUACUGGCUUAAUGAAGAGCUAGCUGAUCAAAGAAUUGUCGUUCGUCACUUGCAAGAAGAUCUUUUCGAUGGUCAAAUCAUCCAGAAGCUGUUGGAAAAGUUGGAGCAGAUUCGAAUCGAGGUUCCAGAAGUUUCGCAGUCAGAAGAAGGACAACGUCAAAAACUGCAAAUUGUAGUUCAAACAGCCAAUCGAAUUCUCGGACAGCCAAGAGAACAAGAGAAAUGGUCUGCGGAUCUUAUUCAUCAAAAGGACUUCACUGCCAUCAUCCAGCUCCUGGUGCUUCUUGCUCUUCACUACCGUGCUCCAGUUCGAUUCCCAGAUAACGUGGUUGCUAACGUUGUGGUGGCUCAAAAGGAACAUGGUCAAGUGAAGACCCAUCGAAUUACUGAGCAAAUCACUACAGUUCAAACUGAGUUGGCACCGAAGGGCACUCGUGACGCAUUUGAUACGCUUUUCGAUUAUGGACCCGAUAAGUUGGCUCAUGUGAAGACAUCUUUGUUGGCUUUUUGUAAUAAGCAUUUGAAUAAAAUUAAUCUGGAAGUGUCUGAUUUGGAUAAUCAAUUCCAGGACGGAGUUUUCUUAGUUCUCCUAGUGGGACUUCUUGAAGGUUAUUUCGUCCCGCUUUACCAUUUUAAUCUCCAAGUUCAAAGCCACGAGGAGAAAGUAAAAAAUGUGCAAUUUGCGUUCAAACUUAUGGAAGACACUGGCCUUGAGAAGCCUAGAUCUCGUGUUCAGGAUAUUGCCAAUGGAGAUGUUAAGAGCACUCUCCGUCUUCUCCAUUUGCUUUUCACUAAGUACAAACAUAUCUAAUCUGAGAACUUCAUUCGUCAUCCUAAUCAAACGACACCGUCCAAUAAUUUGUGUCUGGCUCAACAACUAUGGUGCUUUAAUUUUGUUAAAAUUGCAUUUAUGUCAAUAAAUCUUUUAAUUUUU